GAGCGGCGGAGGCCGGGCGGUGUUGCGGGACCCCUUGGACCGGGGAAGGAAGCGAGGGGGGCGAGGAGAGCCGCAGGAGCUCUGGCUCACGUGACCCGCAGCGAGCUGGGGCGGGGGCCGCGCGCCUGCCUGCCGCUGUGCCCCUGCCUGGUGAGGCGCCCGCGGCGCGCGGACUCGCCUGGGGGAGGGGCCACAGCCACCCGUCCUUCGCCCCAGGCAGCCGCUGCCGCAGCUCAGUGGCGUCCGCCGCGUUCCCGGGACUCGCCGGCCCGCGGGAGAAAUGUUGCUGAAGUGCUGCUGAAAGGGCCAAAGAUGCAAGGAUUUGGGACACAUUUUGAACCUUUAAGCUGUCUGACAUUGACCUCCUUUCAUUAUUAAUAAAGAAGAAGCAGGAGCUUAGGAUGUAUUAACACCAACUCAUUAAUAUACUAACUGGACAAUGUUCUGCAACAAUUCUACAUUGUAAAGAACUGGAUUGGCUGAAAAUAAAAUAAUUUCAUAUUUUACUCAGCUUAUAAUAUGACUCGAUGGAGGAAAAUUUGAUAAGCAUGAGGGAAGACCAUUCUUUUCAUGUUCGUUACAGAAUGGAAGCUUCUUGCCUAGAACUGGCCUUGGAAGGGGAACGUCUGUGUAAGUCAGGAGACUGCCGUGCUGGUGUGUCCUUCUUUGAAGCUGCAGUUCAAGUUGGAACUGAAGACCUAAAAACACUUAGUGCUAUUUACAGCCAGCUGGGCAAUGCUUAUUUCUAUUUGCAUGAUUAUGCCAAAGCAUUAGAAUACCAUCAUCAUGAUUUAACUCUAGCAAGGACUAUUGGAGAUCAGCUGGGGGAAGCCAAAGCUAGCGGUAAUCUGGGAAACACCUUAAAAGUUCUUGGGAAUUUUGAUGAAGCUGUAGUUUGUUGUCAGCGACACCUAGAUAUUUCCAGAGAGCUUAAUGACAAGGUGGGAGAAGCAAGAGCACUUUACAAUCUUGGAAAUGUGUAUCAUGCCAAAGGGAAAAGUUUUGCCUGCCCUGGUCCUCAAGACAUGGGAGAAUUUCCAGAAGACGUGAGAAAUGCUCUGCAGGCAGCUGUGGAUUAUUAUGAGGAAAACCUAUCACUAGUGACUGCUUUGGGUGACCGAGCAGCCCAAGGACGUGCCUUUGGAAAUCUUGGAAACACACAUUACCUCCUUGGCAACUUCAGGGAUGCGGUUAUAGCCCAUGAACAGCGUCUCCUUAUUGCAAAAGAAUUUGGAGAUAAAGCAGCUGAAAGAAGAGCAUAUAGCAACCUUGGAAAUGCAUAUAUAUUUCUUGGUGAAUUUGAAACUGCCUCUGAAUACUACAAAAAGACACUGCUGUUGGCUCGACAGCUUAAAGACAGAGCUGUAGAAGCACAGUCUUGCUAUAGUCUCGGAAAUACAUACACUUUGCUUCAAGACUAUGAAAAGGCCAUCGAUUAUCAUCUGAAGCACUUAGCAAUUGCUCAAGAGCUAAAUGAUAGAAUUGGUGAAGGAAGAGCAUGUUGGAGCUUAGGAAAUGCAUACACAGCUCUAGGGAAUCAUGAUCAAGCAAUGCAUUUUGCUGAAAAGCACUUGGAAAUUUCAAGAGAGGUUGGGGAUAGAAGUGGUGAACUAACAGCACGACUGAAUCUCUCAGAUCUUCAAAUGGUUCUUGGUCUGAGCUACAGCACAAAUAAUUCAAUAAUGUCUGAAAAUAUUGAAAUUGAUAACAGUUUGCAUGGUGCACGCCCGAAGUUUGGACGCCGACACAGUAUGGAAAACAUGGAACUUAUGAAGUUAACACCAGAAAAGGUACAGAACUGGAACAGUGAAAUUCUUGCUAAACAAAAACCUCUUAUUGCCAAACCUUCUGCGAAGCUGCUCUUUGUCAACAGAUUGAAAGGGAAAAAAUGCAAAACUAAUUCCUCCACUAAAGUUCUCCAAGAUGCCAGUAAUUCCAUUGAUAAUCGAAUUCCAAAUUCUGAGAGGAAAAUCGGUGCAGAUAUUAUUGGAGACGAAGGGUUCUUUGACCUGGUAAGCCGAUUUCAGAGCAAUCGGAUGGAUGAUCAGAGGUGCUGCUUACAAGAACAGAGCUGCGGGACUGCUUCAGCUGCGGCUUCUUCCACUCCACCUCGAGUGAUGAUGAAAGCACCGUCUGUUUCCGUGGUGUCCCCCAACACAGAUGAGUUUUUAGACCUUCUUGCCAGCUCACAGAGCCGUCGUCUCGAUGACCAAAGGGCCAGUUUCAGUAAUUUGCCAGGGCUUCGUCUGACACAAAACACCAAUAAGUCCGUACUUGGCCACUUGAUGACUAAUGACAACAAAGAGCCUGAUGAAGACUUCUUUGACAUCCUUGUAAAAUGUCAAGGGUCCAGAUUAGAUGAUCAAAGAUGUGCUCCACCACCUGCCACCACAAAGGGACCAACAGUACCAGACGAGGACUUUUUUAGCCUGAUUCUACGUUCUCAGGCGAAAAGAAUGGAUGAACAGAGAGUUCUUUUACAAAGAGAUCAAAACAGAGACGCUGAAUUUGGGCUGAAAGACAUUUUGCAAAGUAAUGCUUUGUUGGAAUUUAAAAAUACAGGAAAAAAAUAAACCACUAGUUAUUACGGAUAUAUUUUUUUUAAACGACCUUAUUUCCUUUCAGAACACUGCAGGGAAACUCUUUUUUUUCCUUAAAAGGAGAAAUUAUAGCACUGUAAUACAGCUUUAAAUGUUUUUAGAAUGAUGUAAAUAUUUAACCUUUAAUAGUAUAGCAUUAAUUCACAUUUCUCUGGACACUCGUUUCAGGGUGGAGGUGUCUUAUACAAGGUGCUUCAUCAACUUUUUUGAAUAAUGCUUGGGAUUGUGUUCUUUGGCAACUUUUUAGAUUCCUUUACGUAGUGUUUGUAAAGUGAUAAUUUUUUUAACUCUUGAUGAUGGCAUUUUUUAAAUACUGAACCAUGGAUAUAGUAAGAAAUUAGGCUGUUUAGUAAACAAUAACAUACUUGACCAAUGUGUAAAAAAGUUAUAUAGUCUUUAUUAAAAGAAUCUAGAUCUUUUUUCUGCUAAAAAUCCUAUUUUCAGUAUGUUAUUAGUUCAAACCCAUUAUAAAAACAACUCUAAGAAAUAAACUUUUAGCAUGUUCUGGACCCUUGAAUUUUAAA
This is a messenger RNA of Prionailurus viverrinus (fishing cat), 3124 nucleotides long. It is a transcript of the gene GPSM2, whose product is annotated as G protein signaling modulator 2. Bases 528 to 2573 code for a protein of 681 amino acids. The record is from RefSeq and is a predicted model, not a curated record. NCBI's taxonomy places the organism in Eukaryota, Metazoa, Chordata, Mammalia, Carnivora, Felidae. The transcript has 15 exons. Gene Ontology annotation, molecular function: GTPase regulator activity; protein binding.